Molecule: messenger RNA, 3671 nt
Organism: Pogona vitticeps (central bearded dragon)
Lineage: Eukaryota; Metazoa; Chordata; Lepidosauria; Squamata; Agamidae
Source: RefSeq, a predicted model, not a curated record
GGGGCCCUGAGGGCUGGUUGCCUUUCCCACCCGUUCCCAAGAACAACCAGUGGCUGAAAUAAUUAGAAAAAAUAAUCUUAUCAAUUACAACGAAAGGGAAGAUCAGAGGCAGAGGGUGCAUUGAGUGGCCUUUCAUUUCGGAUUUCCUGCCAGGGUGGGCAACGAAGCAGCCCUUUGAAACAACUUUUAGGCAACGUGGAAGAAAUGUCAAAGCAGGGCUACAGUUGAACAUGAAGAAGACCCAGAUCACAAUUACAAGAAGCACUAGGCCGCUUUAAGAUUGGCAGUGAAGAAACUCACCUUGUUAGAGGGUUUUUUUUUUAAAUCAUCAAUCAGAAUGCAGGGGAACCUGCUGCCCAAAAAUCUGAAUAAGACAAGAAGAGACUCAGCAGGGCAGCAAGGAAAGAGCUACAAAAGUUCUUCACAUGUAAGGAUGCCUCACCCAAGACCAAAGCCAAGACCAUCCAUGCUUUUGUAUUUCCGCUCGCCAUGGAUGAGUGUGGACGGUUAAAAGAGCUGACUGGGAGGGGGAAAUUGGUUUUAAAUGGGAUGCUGGAAGACUGCUGUGCUGAUAACCUUGGGCUGCCAGAAAGAUGAACGACACCCAGCCGGCUCCUGCCUACUCUCACCCUCCUGUGGCAGCUGCUUAUGCUGUCCAGCCGACGCCGGGGGUGGAGCACGCUGUAGCGCCCGCCUACCCUCUGGCCAUGCCGGCUGCCCGGCCAGCAGCACCCAUGGCUUACGGGGGUUACCAGCCCCCUUCCGUGCAGGACUACAGUUACGGGACCCGACCACCAGAGCUCACCCCCCAGCCAGCCAUGACUCAAAGCUAUCAGCAGGAUGGCUACAGUUACGGCCGGUCCCCAGCAGCCAGCAGCUACGAGGCCAAGCCGUACUACCAGGCAGUGGUCACUCAGCCACAGCACAGCGCCACGGACUCAUACUACCACUCCAACUCCCAGAGCAGCUACAGCCAGCCAGUGGCCGCGUACAACCCGAGCCAGCCUCAGCGUCAAGUGACCCCUGUCAAGCUGGUCCCAGCGGUGAACACCACCUCUUCCAACUACGGUGCUUACCUGGCCGUCACGACAAGCCAGCAGAACCUCCCGCCGCCCUCCGUCCCGUCGUAUGCCCCUGCUUCUUCCUACGCCCCGGCCGCCACCACCUACAAUGCUUCCCCUGCUUCCUAUGCUGCAUCAAACUACUCCUCUUACGACACUGGGGCCUAUACCGCAGCAAACACCUCCUCCUAUUACCAGCCUUCUCAGCACCAGCUCAUGCCCCCGCUCCCGCAGCCGCCGCCACCGCAGGCAAAGCCCACGUGGGGCGGGGCGGGGGGCACAAGCACCCACUCCCCUGCCACCAGCAGCUACGUCAAGAAGCCCCCCUUUCCGAGCAAGCCGCCAAAGGCCAAAGGCCCCCCGAAGCCCCCUCAGCUUCACUACUGCGAAAUCUGUAAGAUCAGCUGCGCGGGGCCCCAGACUUACCGGGAGCACCUUGAAGGGCAGAAGCACAAGAAAAAGGAGGCGGCCGUGAAGGCGGGCAGUCAGGCGGGCGGGAGCGGCCCCCGCGGGAUCCAAGCCCAGCUGCACUGUGAGCUGUGUGACAUCUCCUGCACAGGAGUUGAUGCUUAUGUGGCCCACAUCCGGGGGGCAAAGCACCAGAAGGUCCUCAAGCUCCACACAAAGCUAGGCAAACCCAUUCCUUCUGCCGAGCCCACACUGGCCAACGUUUCCUCUGCCUCAGCCAAUGGUGUGGCCGGCAAGCCAGUUCCGGACACCGCCCUGGCCUCCGUCGCACCGGCAAAGUCGGCCCCGGGGGUCACUGGCAGCGGCGCCGCCAUAGCCUCCAACAAGCCGACGCCGGCCCGGAAGCCACCAAAGCUGGUCUUUACAGGAGCAGCGGCAAGGCAGGAGCCUAUUACAAGACCAGAAGAGGUGAAAGGCGCACCCCCCAAAGUAGACCCGCCUGCGGAAGAGCAGCCCCCACUCAACAGUGUCGGGGACAGCCUGGCAGACCUGCUCGACGUGCAGCCAGUAGGCCACCAUUACGUGGAAGAGGUGCUCAGUGACAAGGGAAAGAUGGUGCGAUUCCAUUGUAAGUUGUGUGAAUGCAGCUUCAAUGACCCCAACGCCAAGGACAUGCACCUGAAGGGGCGCCGGCACCGGCUGCAGUACAAGAAGAAAGUCAACCCGGAGCUGCCGGUGGAGGUCAAGCCCAGCAACCGAGCCCGGAAAAUGCAGGAAGAGAAGCUGAAAAGCCAGCAGCUCCGGGCCCUGGCGAGGCGGCGCCAGGUGGAAGAGCAGCGUUGGCACCUGGAAAUGAGGCGCUACGAACAGGAGAUGUACUGGAAGCGGGUGGAAGAGGAGGAAUUCUUCUGGGCCGAGCAGCAACGGCGCCACCUGGCCGUGGAUUGGCACCCUCCGCCCCUCAUGGGCAGGCCUGGUGUGCCUGUCCCCCCUCUCUUGCCCGCACGGCGGCCCACCUCGUCCGACGACCGGCACGUCAUGGCGAAGCACGCCAGCAUCUACCCGACCGAGGAGGAGCUCCAGGGCAUCCAGAAGGCCGUCUCGCACUCAGAGCGGGCCCUAAGGCUCGUCUCCGAUUGGCUGACGGAACAGGAAGCCGGGAAGGAGGAAGCGAGCCACGAAGAUGGGAAGGCGGACAAUCCGCCCCGGCUCCUGAAAGGGGUCAUGAGGGUCGGUAUCCUGGCCAAGGGACUCCUCCUCCGUGGAGAUAGGAGGGUUCAUCUCAUCCUGCUCUCGGCCCAGAAGCCCACGCUGGGCCUCCUCCAGAGCGUGGCCGAGCAGCUGCCCAAGCAGUUGGAGAAAGUGACGAGCGAUCCUUACGACGUGGUGGCUGAGGUGGAGGAAGCCGGCUUGGUCAUUGCCUCGUGCAAGGAGCCCAAAAUGCAGGUCACCAUCUCUCUCACUUCUCCGCUAAUGAGGGAAGAAGCCUCAUUCGAGGCAGAAGCCGCUUCAGAACCUCAGCCUGACUCCGACAAGAUCCUCAACAAGGAGAAGUGCCAGGAGUCUUUGGCCGCUCUUCGCCACACAAAAUGGUUCCAGGCCCGAGCCAACGGCCUUCAGUCAUGCGUCGUCAUCAUCCGGGUCUUACGAGACCUUUGCCAGCGCGUGCCAACCUGGGGCGCUCUUCCGGGAUGGGCAAUGGAGCUCUUAGUCGAAAGAUCUCUGAGCAGCACCACCGGGCCGCUGGGUCCCGCAGAAGCCCUGAGGCGGGUCCUGGAGUGUGUCGCCUCCGGGAUUCUUCUUACAGAUGGUCCAGGGCUUCAAGACCCCUGUGAGAAGGAGCCGCUCGACGCCUUACGAGGCCUGUCCCGGCAGCAACGGGAGGACAUCACCGCCAGCAGCCAGCACGCUUUGCGGAUGUUGGCCUUCCGUCAGAUUCACAGGAUCCUCGGCGUGGAGCCCUUGCCGCUGCCGAGGAACCGCCUGGGCGCACCAAGCCGGAAGAGGAGGUGGGGCACGGACGAAGCGACGGAGGGUGAGGGGGACGGAAAGAAAGACAAGAAAGAGGAUGAUGAUGACGACGCCACCAAGGCCGGGGUUUAACCACUGUGGCAGGACUGUGUUUGUGUGACAUGACUUUUUAUAUGAAAAAAAACAAAUAUAUAUAUAUAUGUAUACAUACACGUAUAUGUAUAUGUAUAU